Molecule: messenger RNA, 978 nt
Organism: Adineta ricciae
Lineage: Eukaryota; Metazoa; Rotifera; Eurotatoria; Adinetida; Adinetidae
Source: the annotation of a GenBank genome assembly
AUGUCGUUCACGAUCAAUACGACCACCUUACUAUGUUUGAUUCUCUCUUCUCAAUUGAUUCUUAUUACACAAGCUGGUAAUUGUUUCUUUAACCGUGAGAUGGAUGUAUGUUAUGAUGUAAGCGAAAUCGAUGUAACUGAAGAGCAAUGCACCGGACCGUACUAUUCGGAGGACAUCCUUACUGAACUUGAUGGUUAUGUCUAUUCGGAAAACUGCCGCGAUGCAAAUGCCUCGACGAAACGAUGUGAUAUUGAUUGUGGUAUUGGCCGGGAAUGCCAAUGGAUCGAUAGAGAAGCAACGUGCGUCUGCAGUGAGGCAGCAUGCACAUCAUCGAAUACACUUGAUCAGCAACCUGUAUGUGCAUCGAAUAACCAAACGUUCAGGUCAGAAUGUCAUAUGCAUGCGUGGGCGUGCGCAAAUCAUCGGUCAGCAUUGUAUAAGAAAUACGACGGUGAAUGUCAAAAGGAUUGUCGAAAUGUUCGAUGUCCCCACGAUACUGUUUGUUUACUGGUAAAAAACACCGGUGAACCUAUGUGUUAUCCAAAAAAGCAUUGCAAUCCAGCAUUGGAUCCUGAACCAGUUUGUGGAACAAAUGGAGUGACCUAUCCGAAUAUAUGUGCAAUGCGUCUAUCUCGAGAUCGACGAGGCUAUACACCUGAUCUGGCUCACAAAGGUCCUUGCGUGCGAGAAUGUCAUCAAAAUUUGUGCGCGCCAUCUGAAAAGUGUAUUUACUCCAAACAUCUACAGCCUACUUGUAUUCUCUGUCAAUAUCCUCCACAGUUUUUUACUCGUAGUGGAGAAUGUAGUGAAAACAUUCCUGUCUGUGGCAGUAAUGGAAAUCUAUACAAAAAUUACUGUUCAUUAUUAGUUGAUCAAUGCAUCAAGAGUCAAUAUAUAAAAAUAAUCGAUUAUCAAACGUGUCCCGUAAUACGAUAUCGAGAUACUCGACUGAAACAACAAUCAGCAUCAUUGAAUUAA